Messenger RNA from Guillardia theta CCMP2712, 1833 nucleotides. RefSeq lists its product as hypothetical. The coding region runs from base 1 to 1833 and encodes 610 amino acids. The record is from RefSeq and is a predicted model, not a curated record. NCBI's taxonomy places the organism in Eukaryota, Cryptophyceae, Pyrenomonadales, Geminigeraceae. The transcript is spliced from 9 exons.
AUGAGGCCCGUGACAACAGACCUACCCAAGGCAGUGACGUGGGUUGAAGUCGACAAGGGAGACAAGCGAGAUCGACCCUCCUCGAUGUAUACAAGGGGCAACACCCUCCCUAGCCACUUUCUCUCCCCCAUGCAGAACGGAAAGCGAGGGGCGACCUAUCCGGCCAAACUGAUGCUGUUCGAUGCCAACUUCGAGCAGGGAGGUGGGAAGCGAGACAAAGCCCCGGGACAUACCAUGCAGAGACGCCCUUUAUCUGCAUCGGUCUUGAAGAAGGACGGCAAACCUCCCCGCCCGCUCUCAGCUUUCAUCCGCAAGCAGAAGGAGCAAACGACGAGAAUCGGAACCGCUGGGCAUCUGGAGGAGAAGGGGUCAGGAUCUCAAGACGUCAGGAGCCCAGCAGGAGAAGUAGCGUCGAACAUGCAUCGCCUGAAGCCCUCAGCCAUGCCGCCCUCGCCUCUAGAAUCCACACAGCAGUCAUCAGGCCCACGCAGCCGAUUUGACUUCUCUACGAUGGAGGAUGGAGCUUUGGAGGAGCAGCCAGUGAAGCAGCAUCGAUCUCGUCUGAUCGAGAGGAAGUCCAGCAGGCUGGGGAGCAUGUUCAAGGACACGUGGAAGUCUUUCAAGGCCUACGAUGGCUCCUCGAUCAACCUUCAGGCUGUGGAAACAGACGACGUCCUUGGCAGCAAGCUCAAGUUUGGGUUUCGAAGCCAAGCGCUGAAGAUGCAGGUCGCCAUCACUGAGAAGCUCCGGAUGGCGGAGGAUGAGGCGAGCAGCUUUCAGAUCUAUAAGGAUCUGUUUGCUGACAUCAUCGCGAUCGACAAGAACUUCGCAGAGCUGCUGCGUCAGAUCAAAACGGUCUAUGACGCGAAGAUCGAACUUGUUCCCACUAGUGACAGCGACAACGUUUCUUACGCCGCGUAUGAGGCGCUGAAGACAAGGGAGAGCGCGCUUCAAGAUCGCCUGCGUUUGCUAGAAGAGGAGAACGUGAGAUUGAAGGAUGCUGAAGGGGAGCGAAGAGCAGUGGAGGAGCGAGAUGAAGUGAGUCGUAUUGAGGAGGAGGAGGAGGAGGUGGAGGUGGGGAUCACAACCGAGGCCUCGAACUCUGAUUCGAAGCGAGGGAGGAGGCUAGAAGACGUGGAAGCAGAGCUGAAGAGGGAGCGGGAGAUGCGGCUGAAGCUGCAAGAGGCUCUACAGGACAUGAUGAAGCUGCAAGCGUCUUCGGAUCGCUCUCCUCGGGACCCUCUCUCCUCAAGAGGCAGCAGGGACUCUGCUCGUAACACAGCUCGAAGUGCCGCCAGCGGGUACGACGACCAUCCCACCCAUAGGUCUGUGGAAGUUGCUCGUCCUCGUCCUCCUUCAGUUCCCGCCAUCUCCGACGAGGAGUGGGCGCUGGUGCAGCGGCAGAAGGAGGAGGAAGAUGCAGAGAACGAGGCGUGGGCUGCACAAGAGGGGGGUGAAGGAGAAUCUGAAUACGAAGAGACUUCGUACGAAAACAUGUACGACGAGAUCGACUUGGAGGACGAGGAGGUAGAGCAGCUGAUGCGGCUCCACUACCAGCGACAGGCUCGUUCAGGCAGCGAAGGAAGCGAAGAAGUCGAAACCGACAGGAGCGAUCGGAUGGUCGUCAGGCCGCAGAGCCGCGGGAGUUUCUACCCAGUGGGAGGAAGGGAGCAGGAAGGAGGAAGAGAGGAGGAGGUGGAGGAGGAGGAGGGGCGGGAUGCUUUCUCGGCAUCUGACAGGACUCUGGACGCCAACGAGUCGCUUACCUCCUCCCCCCUCGGCUCUGAGGCGGACAGCCGCGGCAACUCGCUCAUGUCCCCUCAUGAUGGCUGA